Rhododendron vialii is the source of this 1249-nucleotide messenger RNA. Its product is annotated as polygalacturonase inhibitor-like. The transcript has a single exon. The record is from RefSeq and is a predicted model, not a curated record. Gene Ontology annotation, molecular function: protein binding. The coding region runs from base 49 to 1044 and encodes 331 amino acids. NCBI's taxonomy places the organism in Eukaryota, Viridiplantae, Streptophyta, Magnoliopsida, Ericales, Ericaceae.
UUAUCCACCUAAACCUGCUCCCAGCAAAACAAAACACCAAACACAAAAAUGAAUACUACUUCUACCACUACUCUCCUCCUUACCUUCUCUCUCUUCCUCUUUCUCUCUCUACCCACCCCUUCUCUCUCAGCCGAGCGCUGCAACUCGCACGACAAAAAGGUCCUCCUCGAAAUCAAACAAUCCUUCGACAACCCCUACCUCUUAGCCUCGUGGGUCUCAACCAACGACUGCUGCGAUUGGUACCAGGUGGAAUGCGACCCCACCACCAACCGCAUCAUCUCCCUCACCAUCUUCGCCGGCAACCUCUCCGGCCAAAUCCCGGCCGCCGUCGGCGACCUCCCCUAUCUCCAGACCUUGAUUUUCCGAAAGCUCUCGAAUCUCACCGGUACCAUCCCCUCGGCCAUAGCCAAACUUAGUCACCUGACGAUGGUCCGGCUCAGCUGGACCAACUUAACCGGUCCGGUUCCUACGUUCUUCGCCAAGCUCAAAAACCUAACGUUCCUCGAUUUAUCGUUCAACGACUUGACUGGUUCGAUCCCUCCCGAGCUUGGUCAGUUAACAAACCUCGAUGCCAUUCACUUGGACCGGAACAAGCUGACCGGUGUAAUCCCCGAGUGGAUAUUCACCGGAACUGUCCCCGAUAUAUAUCUCUCGCACAACCAGCUAACCGGACUGAUACCGAAAUCUUUCGGCUACUACAACUACACAACGUUAGAUUUCUCCCGAAACAUGCUAUCGGGCGACCUAUCGUUCAUGUUCGGGUCAAACAAGACGGUUCAGAUCGUUGAUUUUUCGCGGAACAAGUUCGAGUUUAAUCUGAGUAAUGUUGUUUUCCCCGCGAGCUUGACGUCGUUGGAUUUGAAUCACAACAAGAUAUUCGGAAGUCUGCCGGAGGAGCUGACCACGCUGGAUUUCCAGUACGUGAACGUGAGCUACAACCGGCUGUGCGGGAAGAUUCCGGUGGGUGGGAAGUUGCAGAGCUUCGCUGCGACAUCGUAUUUCCACAACCGGUGCUUGUGCGGGGCCCCGUUGCCGGCUUGCUAGUAUACUCGCCGCAGUUUAAGGGAUUCCGUUGUGGCAUAAUGGCUUUAAUUGUUUUGUUUGUUUGUAAAAGUUUAAUACUCCUCCGUUGGAAAGUUGGCUGUGUUUCAAUAUUAUAAAGUAACUUUUGAAUAACAGAUAUAUACAUCUGGUAGCCAAUAAAAUACUCCUAGUAUUCGGCAUUGAAUAAGAAUGCUCCAUUUAUAAU